Messenger RNA from Phycomyces blakesleeanus NRRL 1555(-), 984 nucleotides. RefSeq lists its product as hypothetical. The record is from RefSeq and is a predicted model, not a curated record. The coding region runs from base 1 to 984 and encodes 327 amino acids. Gene Ontology annotation, biological process: heme biosynthetic process. Lineage: Eukaryota; Fungi; Mucoromycota; Mucoromycetes; Mucorales; Phycomycetaceae. Gene Ontology annotation, molecular function: protoheme IX farnesyltransferase activity. Gene Ontology annotation, cellular component: mitochondrial membrane; mitochondrion. The transcript has 3 exons.
AUGGCUCUUCUACGUGCCAACUCUCGGCUAUCGCUUGUGUUGCAGACGCAGACGCGACAGAUCCGUAUUGCUCACAGUAUGUUUAAGCCAAUCACUCCACCUGCGCUGGCAGAAGUACCUGGACUCUACAAAGAGCUAGUUAAGGCCAAGCUGGCUGGCCUUGUAGCACUGACGACAAUGUGUGGAUAUGCAAUGGCACCUGGUGCGGCAACAGUGGCAAAUUUAUUAUACACCACGAUUGGAACAGGAUUGUGCAUUUCAUCAGCGAAUGCAAUCAACCAGUGGAUUGAGGUUCCAUAUGAUGCCCAGAUGCUCCGAACCCGUAAUCGAGUACUGGGUCGCCGACAGCUGUCGUCUUUCCAUGCAUUCAGUUUUGGUGUAUUAACUGGUACGACCGGCGUAGCAUUGUUGGCAACUAUGGUGAACCCUUUGACAGCGGCACUGGGGGCUGCAAAUGUGCUUCUCUAUACAGCUGUAUACACACCCAUGAAGCGUGCAUCAAUUGCAAACACCUGGGCAGGUGCAGUUGUGGGAGCUAUUCCACCAAUGAUGGGCUGGGCAGCUGUUACAAACGGAUUGGAACCCGGAGCAUGGGUAUUGGGUGGCAUUUUGUAUGCCUGGCAAUUUCCUCACUUUAAUGCGCUUGCAUGGAACCUCAGAGCAGACUAUUCCAAGGCUGGAUACCGUAUGAUGUCUGUGACUGAUCCCAAGCUCAAUGCACGUGUCUCUCUGCGCUACAGUCUGGCCAUGAUUCCUCUCUCUCUCAGUCUUCCUCUUCUUGACAUAACUACUUGGUUGUUUGCUGUCGAUUCUACAAUUGUUAAUGCUGCUCUUAUCUGGGGAGCCGUCAAAUUCUGGCGCAACAGUAACGAGAAGACCAGCCGACAAUUGUUUUUCGGCAGUAUCAUUCACCUGCCCGUUUUACUGGCCCUCAUGAUGGUCCACAAGACAAAUUCGACCUCAACCGAGGAAGAGGAAGAAUAG